Messenger RNA from Plasmodium cynomolgi strain B, 3735 nucleotides. RefSeq names its product RNA helicase. Gene Ontology annotation, biological process: spliceosomal complex disassembly. The transcript is spliced from 4 exons. The coding region runs from base 1 to 3735 and encodes 1244 amino acids. Gene Ontology annotation, molecular function: RNA binding; ATP binding. Gene Ontology annotation, cellular component: catalytic step 2 spliceosome; intracellular anatomical structure. The record is from RefSeq and is a predicted model, not a curated record. NCBI's taxonomy places the organism in Eukaryota, Apicomplexa, Aconoidasida, Haemosporida, Plasmodiidae.
AUGGAGUGCCUGAGCAAAAUUAAUCUCAUACAGAAGGUAAACGCGGAGCUUUACAAAAGCCUGGGGGUAGAGGAUGACAACUUAGCAGAAUAUUUAAUCUACUUGUGUAAAAAAGCCAAAUCGCUAGAAGAGUUUUGCAAAGAUGUGUUUGAAAAUGGAGGAGAAAUUGAGCAGUCUGUGCUGAAGUACCUGUACGAUAUUAUUAAGGUCCCCGUUGGGGAAUUGGGGGGCAAGUCGUCAUCCGGGGGGAAGGAAAACAGGAGAGAUGAUGACGAGGAGGAAGAACAGGAUGGAGUGGAUAAGGAGAGAAGAAUGGAGAUUAAAAUGAUAGAGAAGAAAAACGAGAAGAUGAAGAAGUUCCACUGCUUGACCAUCAAGAACGACGAGCAGUUGACCAGGCUGUCCGAGGGGAGCGGCGCGGAGGGGGGUAGCGACACUGCCACGGGCGGGGGGCGCCCCCUGGAAAAAAGAGGCCGCCACCAGGAUGGGCAGAAGCACCGGGAUGGGAAGCACCACCCGGAUGGGCAGAAGCGUCGGGAUAGGGACCACAGCCAAGAUGGAAGCCAUAUCCGUAAUAAGGACCGACAUGGGGACCGCCACCGGGAUAGAAGCCACAGCCGGGAAGGGGGCCGCCGUCGUGAUAGAAGCCACAGCCGGGAUAGAAGCCGCCAUCGUGAUAGAAGCCACAGCCGGGAAGGGGGCCGCCACCGCGAUAGAAGCCGCCAUCGUGAUAGAAGCCUCCACCUGGAGGGGGAGCGCAAAAGAAGGAGACUCGAAGGGGCGGACGCGCGCGCGUUACGAGUGAAUAACAUUUUCAAUGGAACGGUGAGCAAAAUUAUGGAUUUUGGAAUUUUCGUCUCCUUCCGAACAGAGCCAGGAGGAUAUAAGGAAGGGUUAGUGCACUGUACGGAUAUAUUACCAAAUAGAAAGAGAGUAGUGAACAUGAAUGAGAAAUUCCAAAAAGGAAUGAAAGUGAAGGUAAAAGUGAAGGCAAUAUUUGGAGAAAAAAUAAACCUAAACAUGUCAGAAGUGGAUCAAAAGACAGGAAAGAAUAUCGUAAGUGACGAUGAGGAUGAUAGAGAUGAAGGAGGAAAUUCACAUAAGACAGGAAAAGAAAAAAACCAAAAUAUGAUAUCCAUAUUUGACGACCUACAUGAAGACUAUAAAGAGUUGAAGAAAUACAACUCUGAUGUAUUUAAUGAAGAUCCAAAGGAUACAAUAAAAUACGAAAGUGUUAUAAAAAUGCAAAGUGAUUACUCCAAGUGGGAAAUUCAGCAGCUAAUAAAAGGUGGCAUUAUGUAUGAUGAUCAAUUAAAAAGGGAAUAUAAAAAUAUACGAAAUGAUGAAAAAAUUGAAGAUGAAGAAGAAAUUAUUGAAAUUGAAGUGAAUGAAAGGGAGCCAGCAUUUUUGAAAGGACAAACAACAAAAGCAGGGGCUAAAUUGUCACCCAUACAAGUUAUUGUUAAUGCAGAAGGGUCGCUAGCUAGGGCCAUAACUACUACCUCUGCUUUGGCCAAAGAAAGGAAGGAACAAAAACAAAAUGAACAGAACGCCAUUUAUGAUAGCAUUCCAAAAGACAUUAGUAGACCAUGGGAAGAUCCUAAACCUGAGUUGGGAGAAAGAACCAUAGCAGAGGCUUUAAAAAAUAUUGGCAAAAAUUAUGACCUCCCUGAAUGGAGAAAAAACUACCUACACAAUAACAUCUCUAUUGGGGUUAAAAAUCCGAUGCCUGUAAAUGAGCAGAGAGCAAAGCUGCCAAUUUACCAUUUGAAAAAGGACUUAAUGAAAGCAAUUGCUAAAAAUAAUGUCCUUAUAGUCAUUGGAGAAACGGGGAGUGGGAAGACAACCCAAAUUCCUCAAUACUUACAUGAAGCCAACUACACGGAUAAGGGCAUCGUUGGGUGUACGCAGCCGAGAAGAGUUGCUGCGAUGUCCAUUGCCAAACGAGUGAGUGAAGAGUUUGGGUGCAUUUUGGGUCAGGAGGUUGGUUACUCCAUCCGUUUUGACGACUGCACUUCGAACGACACCAUUAUAAAGUACCUCACCGAUGGUAUGCUCCUGCGGGAGACCCUCAGCGAUACGAUGCUCUCCAAGUACUCCUUCAUCAUACUUGAUGAAGCCCAUGAGCGGACCAUCUCAACGGAUAUCCUCUUCUGCCUUUUGAAGGACGUCGUCAAGAGGAGGCCCGACUUCAAGCUGAUCGUGACGUCCGCCACGCUGGAUGCAGAGAAAUUUUCCACCUACUUCUUCAACUCGCCCAUUUUUACCAUCCCGGGGAAGAUUUUUCCAGUGGAGAUUCUGCACUCGAAGGAACCCGAAAGCGACUACGUGGAGGCCUGCCUGAUCACCGUCCUCAACAUCCACCUGAACGAGCACCCGGGGGACAUCCUCGUCUUCCUAACGGGCCAGGACGAAAUCAACACAGCGUGUGAAAUCCUGCAUGAGAGAAUGAAGAAGCUGGAGAGUAUGUCCCCCCCGCCGUUGAUCAUAUUGCCGAUCUAUUCAUCCCUCCCCUCAGAGAUGCAAAGUGUUAUAUUCGACCCGGCCCCACAGGGGUGUAGAAAGUGCGUCCUAGCAACCAACAUAGCAGAAGCUAGUUUAACUAUAGAUGGAAUUUUCUUCGUAAUCGAUCCAGGAUUUUGUAAAAUAAGGAAAUAUGACUCUAAGAGGGAUAUGGAUUCUUUAGUGGUCGCACCAAUCUCGAAAGCGAAUGCGAAGCAGAGAGCAGGAAGAGCAGGUAGAACAGGUCCAGGUAAAUGCUACCGCUUAUACACAGAAGACGCAUAUAAAAACGAAAUGGCAGAAACGAGUAUCCCAGAAAUACAAAGAAUAAAUUUAGGCAGUACAGUACUUUUAUUAAAGGCAUUAGGAGUUAAUGAUUUCCUUCACUUUGAUUUUAUGGACUCUCCAUCAGUUGACACACUUAUCCAUUCUUUGGAAAAUUUAUACUACCUGGGAGCUUUAGAUGACAACGGGUACUUAACCAAGUUGGGAAAAAAAAUGUCAAAUUUUCCGAUGGAACCAAACCUAUCUAAAAUAUUAUUGACAUCGAUAAAUUUUAAUUGUGCAGAUGAUGUUGUUACCAUAGUUAGUAUGCUGAGUGUUCAAAAUAUUUUUUAUAGACCUCAAAAUAAGGCCCUACUAGCUGAUAAAAAAAAAAAUAAAUUUUUGAUGCCACAAGGUGAUUUAAUUACUUAUCUUAAUAUAUACAAUAAAUGGAGAGAAAAUAAUUACUCUAAUUAUUGGUGUCAUGAAAAUUUUAUACAUUCGAGGGCAUUGAAAAGGUCACAAGAUGUGAGGAAACAGAUUCUUUCUAUAUUCGAGAGGUAUAAUUAUGAGGUGGAAAAGAAUCGAAGUAGGAAUGACUCCGCUAAGUAUGUAAGUAUUUGUAAAAGCAUUUGCUCGGGGUACUUUAGUCAUGUUUGUAAAAGGGAUGCUCAGCAAGGGUAUACUACUCUUUUGACAAACCAACAAGUUUUUAUCCAUCCUUCUUCCACUCUGUUCAACAAGAACCCACUGUUCGUUGUAUACCAUGAGUUAGUUCUCACAAACAAGGAAUACAUUCGAGACUGCACUAUUAUACAACCCCAGUGGCUGAUUCAGCUGGCGCCCAAUUUGUUCAUCCCUGCUGAUGAGAAGAAAAUCUCCAAAAUUAAGCUACGCGAGAAGAUCGAGCCUCUGCACAAUUACUAUGAGGAACCCAAUGCGUGGCGGCUCUCCAGGCGCAAGGGCUAG